Molecule: messenger RNA, 2453 nt
Organism: Blepharisma stoltei
Lineage: Eukaryota; Ciliophora; Heterotrichea; Heterotrichida; Blepharismidae
Source: the annotation of a GenBank genome assembly
AUGGAAUUUAUAAUGCUUAUUCUGAAAAUAAAAUUUCUUUUUAGUUUAUAUAUCAUGUAUAGAAAUGCAUUUUUCUUUUUUUCUCUAUUUCUGUUUCUCUCUUGAUCAAAACUUCUACUCAGCGGCUCAUACACAUCUCCAGGUACUUAUCAAAUUGAUAUUUCAAAUGACUUAGCCCUUGCCUACAUCUAUAUAGAGCUUUACAAUUACUCCCCAGAAAUCCCUUUACUUUCUGCUAACAUAGGAUCUUCUUCAGAUAUUGUCUGAAACCCUACAAAUUCCAGCUGAAAAUGUGAUGCUUCCUAUAUUGAUUGGAAUUCUUGGAUUUUCAAUAAAACUUAUAGCCAUCUGCUAUUACAGCCUCUUGGGCGCUUAUCAAAAGAAAAAACAGCUUAUAUUACAAUAAGUUUCCAUUCAAAUAUGAAUAUCAUGUAUAAUUUAUAUGUCAACUCAUAUAGUAACAUAUAGUCAGAUAACCCCGUUUGUCCUAACUCUUGCAGCAAUAAUGGGAAGUGCGACCAGGGGAUAUGCAAAUGUGAUGAUGGAUUUGGAGAUGACGACUGUAGCGUGACACUUAUAGAACUGGAACUAAAUAAAGCUUAUGGGGUAAUCGCAAUAAACAAGUAUAAAUAUACAGAAAUUGGCCAUGUUAAAGGAGAAGAUUUAGAAUGCAGAUUUUUUAAGUAUGAUUAUGGAAAUGUGACUGUUUAUUUUAAAAAUUCAGGGGAUGGGAUUAGCAGUUUGCCGACAGCAAAAGAUUAUUCAAAAUUUUGUGAAGUGAAUACUGCUAAUCAGGAGACUGUUUGUGAGUAUUCACUUGCGAAGUAUAAUAGCUCUGACUUUCCCUAUUUAAUAAACUCACUAUUUUUGCUCAUUACUAGCUUUGGGAAUUAUUUCAAAAAAUAUAUGAAAUCUGUCUUAAUAUUUAUUCUUGGAAAAAUCUGUAGGCUUUGCUAGUUUUAUAUGGGAGAAGUAGAUUAUAUUAACGCUUAAGAGUAGUUUUCGGAAUUAAAGAAAAAGCUGAUAUUUUUCUCUCCUUGUUUCAUCCUCAGCCACCUUGUAGAUCUAAUCCAGUGGGCCACAGGCUGCUAUAAGCAUAGAAUAAAUCGAAUUGGGUAACAGUGUCACUCGUCUUGUCUUUCUAACCUGAAAAUUUAGGAAAAAACUCUGGACAAAUCUUGGCCAAAUGGAAACACACCCAGAGCACAGCACUAUCAUUCCGCCGGUUAGUUACUUGAUUGGUCUCGUGGAGUGCUAGGCUCUGCUGGGUGCUCCUUUCGAACUUCCAGUCUCCAUCUUCCCAUGAGGUAAAAAACAGUCUUGGAAAUGAGCUUGGGCUAAGCUCUGAGCACCUAUAAUUGCUUACCUAGCAUAGCUGUCUUCCUUAAGCUGGCAAAAUCGUCGCCAGAUAUAAUUAAAUAAGCACUCGAAGCUUGCUGGAUGGAAGGCAGUCUAUGAUGAGAUGCUAUAUUUAAUUAUAAAUAGAGAGAAGUAAAUGAUAUAUUUCAAUGAUUUUAAAUCAAAUUGAUUCUAGUGCAAUGGUUUCUAUUUUAUGUAGCACAGAAGAAAAGUCAAGAUCGCUAUGAACACUACUAUGGGUUUUAUUAAGCUUAGGAAUCCUUAUAAUUGCAAUUAUAAUUGCUGUAAUUGCCUUUACUCCCCCCCCUCGAAGUUCGACCAAGAUAUAGGGAAAAAUUCCUAUUUUUUUGGAAAAUUAACCCCCCUCAAAGUUCGACCAAGACCUAUAUAAAUUUACUAGGAAAAUAAGCAAUUUUUCAAAAAUUUUAAACUAUGUGGAGGUGAGCUUGCGAUUUUUGUAUUCAAGUUCUAAAAAAGCGUUACAAAACCAUCUUGCACUAUUUUUUCUAACCCUUACACCCUCUCAACCAUACAGAAGAAUAUGAUAAAUUUUUAUUUUUUUAACUACUAAAUUAUAUAAAAAAAAAUUUUCUUAACCCCCCUCGAAGUUCGACCAAAAAAAAUCUUGGUCGAACUUCGAGGGGGGGGAGUUAGAAGACUCAGAAAAAAGAGUCAGGUUGUUCCUAUUAUAGAGCCAAGAGUUCCUGAUCCUAAUGAGAGACAAAAAUUAAAUGAAAAAUUUCCUUGUGUUUCAUAUGAGGAUUUAAAAUUAUUCUAAAUUACAAUAAAUUAGAUAUUAAACAAAUCAUUAAGAAUUUACAAUAAAAUUAAUUAAAAUUGCUAUAUAAAAAACCGAAGAAAAAUGCAGCAUCUGCCAAGAAUCGUUCACUAGCUCUUCCAUAGUCCGAAAGCUUGAAUGCCAACACCUUUUCCAUCAACGCUGCAUUGAUGUUUGGUUCGACACCAGCACAUUCUGCCCUCUCUGCAAAAAAGAUUACAAACCUCUCCUAGACCAAUACGAAAGAACCCACACUAAUGUAUCAGGACUUUCCAUAAAUUUAGAUGUCAGCGAAAGAACUUGGCUUACCCAAUAA